GGACUGAGGUCAUGCACCUAACCACUCCAAUCUUUUGACGAAAAACAUGUGUUCAAUCUCGCCAGCUCUACUGGAUUGGAACUGGUGCUCCCGAUCCAAGUAUAUAUGCGUAGGAAAAGCCGAAGAGGGGACAGCGAAGAAGAAGCUCGAGUUAAAGCAGAGACAGAAAGAAAGAAAUGGCGAGCCGGCACUGCUUUGAGAACCCGCCGGCGCUGGACCCAUCAUGCGGAGGGGGCGAGGUCGUAGACGACUUCGGCGGACAGAAGGCCUACGUCGCCGGGUCCGUCGUUCUCGUCUCCGACGCCUUCGGAUUUGAAGCGCCAAAGCUGAGGGAGAUAGCAGAUAAAGUUGCUUCGGGCGGUUACUUUGUUGUGGUGCCAGAUUUCCUGCAUGGGGAUCCAUAUGAACCCAACAAUCCCAAUCCUUUACAGUGGCUGCAAGCACAUGAUCCGGAAAAAGCAUUUGAGGAGGCAAAACCAGUUAUUGCUGCUCUAAAGGAGAAGGGGAUGUCUACUAUUGGAGCUGCAGGUUAUUGCUGGGGUGCGAAGGUAGUCGCCGAGUUGGCUAAAGCUCGUGAGAUCCAGGCUGCUGUGAUGUCGCACCCUUCGUUAGUUACUGUUGAUGAUAUCAAAGUAAUAUCAGAAGUCAGAUGCCCGAUUUGUGUACUUGGAGCUGAGAUUGACCGAUUCUCCCCUCAAGAAUUAGUCAAGCAGUUCGAGCAGGUUCUUUCCGCAAACUGUGCGGUUGCUCACUUUGUCAAGAUUUUUCCUGGCGUCACCCAUGGGUGGGCGGUGAGAUACAGUGACGAUGAUGAGGCCGCUGUUAAGAGCGCUGAGGAAGCCUUUGCUGACAUGACCGGCUGGUUUGAUAAACACCUGAAAUGAAGUGAAACAUGAACUGGCUGGUAGCUCUCCACACAAAUAAACUCCCGACAGGACGUGGCUGUAGUUGUGGCUGGUGGUUGAUGCUGAUUUAUUAUGAGAAAAAAUACUACUGUCUGACUGGUAGCUGCUGUGGCUGGUGCUGAUUUGAUGUGAGAGAAAAACACUACUUGUAAUCUUAAAAAAAUAUUGCUGGCUGACUGGUUGACAAGUCAACUGAACAGAGGUGGUUAGGUGUCAGUGUGACUUCAUCGGUGCUCGAGCUUGUUUUCAUAUAUGUGCUGGCUAUUACUACUGCUAAGAGUGGGUUAUGUUAAUCUACAGUCUAGUUAUGAAUGCUUUUUUUUUAGCAG
Messenger RNA from Panicum virgatum (switchgrass), 1234 nucleotides. Its product is annotated as endo-1,3;1,4-beta-D-glucanase-like. The record is from RefSeq and is a predicted model, not a curated record. Gene Ontology annotation, molecular function: hydrolase activity. Lineage: Eukaryota; Viridiplantae; Streptophyta; Magnoliopsida; Poales; Poaceae. The coding region runs from base 177 to 884 and encodes 235 amino acids. The transcript is spliced from 7 exons.